This is a messenger RNA of Rhinocladiella mackenziei CBS 650.93, 2814 nucleotides long. RefSeq lists its product as uncharacterized. The coding region runs from base 1 to 2814 and encodes 937 amino acids. Lineage: Eukaryota; Fungi; Ascomycota; Eurotiomycetes; Chaetothyriales; Herpotrichiellaceae. Gene Ontology annotation, molecular function: metal ion binding; glycerophospholipase activity. Gene Ontology annotation, cellular component: cytoplasm. The record is from RefSeq and is a predicted model, not a curated record. The transcript has a single exon.
AUGUCUCCUUGGAGUAGAAGCAGUACUCCCCCGCCGAAGUCUCCUCUCCAGAAGCCCAAAGAGGAUCCUCCCGCUCUGAAGCAAUCCAGCGGCCUCGACCAUACCAUCAGUCUCAGACCUUCCCCUAGUCUUCGCAGAUAUCCGAAGGAUUGUCCCCCUCUCAAGACGAGAUGGUUCUAUGCGGUCGAUGUGGCCAAGCGGAAGCCCUUCGCCGCCGAAUCAAGUCCCGAAGACAAGAACAAGCCACCACCGGUUCCCAAGAAAUUCGUACCAUUUUCAUCGACGGAUUCACAAGCCAUUGAAAAGGCAUACCAGUCACUAGAUGAUGAGAAUCGAAGUCAAGCUGAUAGUCUCGGAAUCAGCGGCACCAAAGUCCCAGUCAACGAGGAUUUCUUGUUCGAUGUCCACAUUGAAAAACGUGAGCUAGAACCAGCUUAUUGGCUAGGUCCGGUGUAUGAGAUCCGCAGAGGCAGUUGGUUUUACGCAGAUAGCUCACCUCUCAAACCUUGCGAUGAAAAUCUUGCCAAUCAACUCGAGGAAGGGUAUUUAAAGCUUGCACCAUGGAGGAAAGCAAGCAUCAUAUCUCCUCGUUCAACAUCGCAGCCGAGAAGUCGACCCGACUCAGUGGUAAUGGAUGGGUCAUCGGGUCGGUCACCGGGCAACGCACCUCCCUCCCAAGAUGACAGCCAGUCUUCUGCUCCCAACACCUACCGACUCUUCGGAGCUCAUAUGAACACGACUGUCACUUAUCAAGAUGCGACUGUAGCCUAUCUAUCAUCUGACGACUUUAUUUCUCGUAUGAGCAGCACCGUCUAUGGCAGAUUUGUUGGCUAUGGAGGUACCAAGAUUGUUCGAGGCUGGUCAGAUGCCAAGCCCGCCGACCCCAAAGCAGACUCAAAGACCGAUCCAAAAGCUGCCGAAGCAACAAGCGCAAAGGAGAAGCGCAAGUCUGCCAAAAUAAACCCAGAAACUGCCGCCGCCACUACAGAUCAAAUAAAUGAUCAGCCAAAGGCUAAGGACAAGGUUGACAAACCUCGACGAUCAGCGUUGGAACGUCAAAUCUCAUCCUUGGCAGGGAUGUCAGACUCUCACGACUCUGAAAACCUGGGAGAGGAAGAAGCAAGAGAGCAGGAAGAAAAGGAAAUGGAAGAUGCCCGAGAAAAAUACGGCGACGAACAGGCCAGGCAGAUUGACCACUUGGUUUUGGUUACGCAUGGCAUUGGUCAACGACUUGGUCUCCGCCUCGACAGCAUCAAUUUCAUUCACGAUGUCAACACUCUACGAAAGACCAUGAAGGCCGUUUAUAAAACCGCCCCGGACCUACAAGCAUUGAGUGGCGACCCGAAAAAUUGCAGAGUCCAAGUUCUCCCAAUCUGUUGGCGACAUUUGCUCGACUUUCCGAAGCAAAGUCUCAAGCAGAAUCGUAAGGAAUUGGAUCUCGGAGACGCGGAUGCAGAGUUCGACGAUGAGUACCCUUCUUUGCAGGACAUCACGGUGGAAGGAGUGCCGGCCGUGCGGAAUCUCAUCACAGAUCUGGCCAUGGAUGUCCUCCUCUACCAGAGUGCGUAUAGAGAACACAUCGCCUCUAUUGUACAGAAGGAGUCGAACAGAGUCUAUCAGCUCUUCAAAGAACGAACAGGCUUUUCUGGCAAGGUCAGUUUUUGUGGUCAUUCCCUUGGCAGUGCCAUUAUCUUCGACAUUCUCUGCCGACAAGAAGAGGAGAUGAAGACAAGGCCUCGCCGAGUAUCCAGCAAGACUUCACGAGAGCCUGCUCUGGAGGGGGAAGAUCUUCGCCUCGACUUCGACGUGGAGAACUUCUUCUGUCUUGGCUCGCCCAUCGCUCUGUUCCAAAUGCUCAAGGGAAGGACCAUUGCUGGCCGCCAAUCUCUAGGUGCCAGCGCCCUCAGAGCGACCAUUGUUCCCACGUCACCAUUCGAUCCGGACCCGAUGAGGAAUGACCCAUUUGACAGUGCCGCAUUGAAAAUAAAAUCAGGUGUAAGCUCCAAAGAUUUAAUCCCUAUCACGACUUCGUCACCAAAAUGCAACGAGCUCUUCAACAUCUUCCACCCUACAGAUCCCAUUGCCUACCGCAUGGAGCCUCUGAUCUCCCCAGCAAUGGCACAGCUCAAGUCCCAGCCUCUCCCAUACACCCGGAAAGCCCUCUUUGGCGCGCCGGGCAUUGCCAACAUUUCAACCCGUGUCGGCCAACAGGUGAUGUCGAGCUGGUACAAUCUCACAUCUGGCGUGGCGUCUAGCCUGAUUAACAAAAGUCUGGGCAUCACCGGGGAUGAGCAGGCAUUACCUCAAGACAAAGGCAAAGCGACCACCACAGGUGGGACGUCCACUAAUCCCGGCGGCCAAGCAAAUUCCCCACAAAACAUGCCCGUCGCUGAUGAGAAGAGACAACAAGACCUGGCCGACGCAGCCAAAUCUCCUCCGACUACAGAACAGGCGUCGACACUCAUCGACUCUGAGCUUGAAACGCUGUACUCGGGCUUCCAGCAACGCCAACGAACGCAAUAUGCUGCCAGUGGUGAAGAUAACGAUGAGACCGCUGCCUCAAAAUCCGCAGAAUACCAACUCGUGCAGGAGCGUGCGCGGAAGCUGAAACGUGAGGAAGCCAAAGUACGUGCCUUGAAUAGCAAUGGUCGAGUGGAUUAUCAUAUUCAGGAGGGCAUGUUCGACGUGUCAUUGCUUGCAAGUAUCGCCAGCCAUUUGAGUUAUUGGGCAGAUGAGGACGUGAAUCAUUUCAUGAUUGGGCAAAUGUUGAAAACAAGAGGGAGGGAUAAGGAAAGGGAUCGCGUUGCAGCAUAG